AAAAAAAAAAAAAAAAACGACUAGGAACGAAAAAGGCCCCGCCGACCUAUUAUUAAAUUGUAGCCAUGCCUUAAGUGAUCCCAUUAAUUUCAUUUAAUAUAAUCGUUAAUAACAAGUUAACAACCAAGUUACCCCUAAUUAUUCAUUCAUUCACUUCCUUCUCUCCAUCCUCUGAUUACCACAUCGAAAAAAAAAAGAAUAUUAAAGCCGCGGAAUCCAAUGACUAGCUAGCUGAUAUGAUUCCCAAGUUUCCGAUUUGUUUUGUUUCGAUGCCUAGUAGCAUUAAUAGUAAUUUGGCCGGUGGUAAUAAUAGCAAUAACUCGUCGGAGACGGCUGAAUGUAGCCGCCUUGAGCCGCAGCGACUAGGGCUUUCGACGGCGGUGGAGGGCGGACUAGUGCAGGCGCAUACGGCGGAGUGGACGCGGUACAAGGGUGUUCGGCGGAGGCCGUGGGGGAAGUUUGCGUCGGAGAUAAGGGAUCCGAUGAGGAAAGGGUCGAGAAUGUGGCUGGGAACUUACGAGACGCCGGAGGACGCCGCGUUGGCGUACGACCGGGCGGCCUUCCGAAUGCGGGGUUCCAAAGCUAAGCUUAAUUUCCCCCAUCUGAUCAACUCUUCUGAUGUUGUGAUGGAGCCGGUCAGGGUCAAACCUAGAAAGCGCGGUUCCCAACAGGCUUUUUAUUCACCUGCUUCAACCGAAAUCCAUUUUGGGAAGAAGGGAAAGUUUGUUGAGAUUUCAUUUACAGAUUCCAAGGAUGACAAGCCAUAGCUAGAGUACAUGUAUCACUCUUUUCUUUCUUUUCUUUCUUUCUUUUUUUUUUUUAAUUUUUAUUUUUGGGUACAAAUCACUGUUAUUUCUUUGUUUGGUGCAUUAAGAUCUAUCACUCUGUGUAAGGUAGUCCUGAUCUCUAUUCUCUACGUUGAAUAAGUUAUGCGUGUAAGUAUUUGUAACUCUAUAAAAUAGAACGAAAUUGACC
Molecule: messenger RNA, 975 nt
Organism: Oldenlandia corymbosa var. corymbosa
Lineage: Eukaryota; Viridiplantae; Streptophyta; Magnoliopsida; Gentianales; Rubiaceae
Source: the annotation of a GenBank genome assembly